AUGCAUAUCGAUCAGAUCAUGUUCGGAACAAUCAGAACUCUGAAACCCACAAUUGUCUUCGUUACGGGAGCCUGGCACAAACCUCAUCUCUAUGCAAGCCUUCUCGAAAGUCUCCGAAAGAACAGCUUCCCUGUUAUAGCACCCUGUCUGCCCUCUGUGGGUGGGGUUUGCGACAGCUUCUACGACGAUGUGAACGUGGUUCGCAAAAUCAUUGCCGACGAAAUAUCCCAAGGUCAUGAGAUCGUGGUGCUCAUGCACUCAUACGGCGGCAUGGUCGGCAGCGCAGCAGUACAAGGAUACUCGAAGCAAGAAGUGCCCAGAGGUGGCGGAGUGAUACGGAUGAUAUACAUGGCAGCGUUUGCGCUGGAAGCAGGACUCAGUCUCAUGAAUGCACUGAACGAUACACCAUUACCUUGGUGGCGAUCAGCGAACGAAAAACAAUGGCAAGCGGCCAACUCGAGCUACAUCUUCUACAACGACGUAGAUGCCAGCCUGGCAGAGGCGUGCACUGCACAGCUGGAUCUGCAAGCAAAAGGAUGUUUCAAGAGCAAGCAGACGUAUGCUGCAUGGAAGUACAUCGAUUCGACGUACAUUGUCUGCUCUCGUGACAAUGCGAUUCCGAAGCAGGCGCAGGUGGCCAUGGCAAGUCAGCCCGGAGGCAGGUUCACAAUCGAGUACCUGGACGCUGGGCAUAGUCCAUUCUUGUCGGUGCUGCAUCAAACGGUGGAGAUGAUCCGCAAGACCAUCUGGGAACCGAUGUGA
Molecule: messenger RNA, 762 nt
Organism: Aureobasidium vineae
Lineage: Eukaryota; Fungi; Ascomycota; Dothideomycetes; Dothideales; Saccotheciaceae
Source: the annotation of a GenBank genome assembly